Chiloscyllium plagiosum (whitespotted bambooshark) is the source of this 5189-nucleotide messenger RNA. RefSeq names its product serine incorporator 5 (gene serinc5). Lineage: Eukaryota; Metazoa; Chordata; Chondrichthyes; Orectolobiformes; Hemiscylliidae. Gene Ontology annotation, cellular component: membrane. The record is from RefSeq and is a predicted model, not a curated record.
GAAGUGAAUUGUUAUCCAGGACAGAAUACACAGGGAGAGACAGGAGAGAGGGAGUGAACCAGGAGCUGGGCUCCGCCUGCCCUUGUGUGUGUGUUUCAGAGAGAGAGGGACACUGUUGCUGCUGCUUUGUGUUUCUGGGGCGGCUUCUCGGCACAUCUUCCCUCCUCCCGCCCCGGGAACUCCCCGGCUCAUAUUUAACCUCGUCCCUCAGGCCAUGAUCGGCAGGAGGUAGUGGGACAGUGUGAGGCGGCAGCACCUCCUCGCCGCUCUGUAAGAUUUCCCCGUCCCCCCUCCCCAGCCUUUGGUGAGCAGCUUCGGCGGAUCCCCCGGUGGGUUGUGUAGCUCCGGCCUCUGACCGAGAUGUCCCUGCCCUGCUGUGUAUCGCAGCUGGCCUGCUGCUGUGGCUCCAGCGACUGCUCUCUGUGCUGCAGCUGCUGCCCAAAUAUUAAAACCUCCACAAGUACUCGAGUCAUGUACACCCUCUACCACAUUCUAGGAACCAUUGUCUGCUUUCUCAUGUUAUCACCAAGUGUGAGUGAUAUGCUGAAGACACAUGUUACCUUCUAUGAAGAGUUUUGCAGAACUAUUAAAGCAGGCAGUGAUUGUGAAAGGCUUGUGGGCUAUUCUGCUGUUUAUAAGGUCUGCUUUGGAAUGGCCAUAUUCUUCUUCAUUUUCUUCCUGAUAAUGAUCAAUGUGAAGACCAGUAAAGAUUUCCGAGCUUACCUCCACAAUGGGUUCUGGUUUGUGAAACUCGUGGUGCUGGCUGGAAUGUGUGCUGGAGCUUUUUUUAUACCUGACCAGGACACAUUUCACAAAGCAUGGCUAUACAUUGGUGUUGCUGGAGCCAUCCUUUUCAUUCUAAUUCAACUUAUACUGCUGGUGGAGUUUGCACAUAAGUGGAACAAAACCUGGUGGGCUGGAACAGCAAACAAUAAGUGUUGGUAUGCUGCCUUGGCCCUAGUUACCCUCAUUCUUUACUCUAUUGCUGUCUGCGCUGUUGUUCUGAUGGUGAUAUUUUACACCGAUCCUGAAGGCUGCACGCUAAACAAGAUUUUAUUGGGCGUCAACACUAGCCUCUGCUUCAUCGUCUCCAUGGUAGCAAUUACACCCUGUGUUCAAAAAUAUCAGCCUAACUCAGGCCUUCUCCAGUCAGGAGUAAUCAGCUGUUAUGUGAUGUAUCUUACCUUCUCUGCAUUGGCCAAUUCUCCUCCAGAAUAUGUCAUGAAGCAAGGAGUGAACACUACAAUAUGCAUUCCUCAGUUAUUGGGCAAAGGCCUUCAAACAGAUGACAAGCUUGUUUCUGUGCUGGGAGCCAUUAUCAUGUAUGGCUGCGUGCUCUAUGCCUGUCUAACUUCAACAACACGUUCCAGCUCAGCCACCCUGGGAGUGAGCACAGUUCGAAACUCUGAGCCAACUGAAGCUCGCUGCUGCUUCUGCUUUGCACCAGAUGAGGAAGGUAACUAUAAAGUCGAUGGAGCGGAGAAAGGAAUCCAGAAGGUGAUCCACAAUGAGAACAGCGGCGUUGUGUAUAGUUACUCCUUCUUCCACUUUGUCUUUUUUCUUGGUUCCCUGUAUGUGAUGAUGACAUUAACAAACUGGUUUCAGUAUCAUGAAGUUAAUUUAGAAAACUUGUUUGAACCUCAGAAUGUGUCCACCCUCUGGAUUAAGAUGGCUUCCUGUUGGAUGUGUAUCUUGUUGUUUCUAUGGACACUUAUUGCUCCCAUGUGUUGUCCAAGCCGUGAAUUUUCAGUGUGAUUUUUGGUUUUACCUUCCUCAGUACUCCAGUUUUGUACAUCCCUCUUUCAUCUUCAUGUCAUGUUAAAUACCUGCAACAUUUUGACUCAUCUUUUUGCAUUGUACUCUAGCUAUAGGUUUGUUUUUAAUAUACUGUUGUAGUCUCUAUCAACAAUGUUUUCUAUGUCAAUUACAUUUCUGCAAGUUUCUAUAGGGAUAGUAUUUAAGUGUGGGGUUUGAUGCCCUCAUCUGUAAUUCUUGAGUUUGAAAAACCUGAAACAAUUAAUUGGAUCUAGCAGUUUGAGUGGCAGGGCCAGUGGGAUUUGAGGGUGGAUGGUUAGGAAUGUUACUUGGAACGGGAGUUCUGAAAGUUCACGGGAAUAAUGCUGGAUGAUGGUUUAUAUUGAAAGUGCAGUGGGAAGAUCAGUCAUUUGCAUGAUAUGCAUGAUAUUGUUAAACUCACAGUACCAGAUUAUCUAUAGAUAGAAACCUUAUGUACAUUGAUAUAUACAAAGUAACCUAAAGGUUUUCGAUUCGGAGUUGGACCUUUGUUAAAUUGCAGUCUAGCAAGUUGUUACUGGAUCUCAAUUUGUAUCUUUCCUAAUCUGCACUGAUGAGUUAUUUGUCUAUACAUCUGGUUAAGAGUUGCUUUGAUUCAACAUCUGGCCGACUUCUAGACUGGAAUGGAAACCCAAAAGUGCUUAGGAAUAACAAAAAUGUAAAAUAUCAGUUCUUUCUAUUAAAAUAUAAUAGAUGUGAUGUAGUCUGGAGUAAGCUGAUGGGGAUUUUUGCAAGUAGGGAUGUAUAAAUUGCUCAGAAUAUGUAUGGGCAAAAUGUGGGGUUGUUAUAUCAAUUUAAAUCUAAUGCAAGUGUCUCCCCAUUUGGAUUUCAUUGUCUACCUCUCUCCACCCACUCACCCACCCAUCUCUAAUGCUAAUGCUUUUGUUUAUUGCUCUAAGAAAUGCCACCAUAUUAAGGUUAUUGCAUCAAAACCAUAUGGUUGUGUUCCAUUUGUGCAACAAUUGGGACCAAAACAUUUUGGCUUGAUGUACCACAAUCUGCUGAGAGGAAAGGAGAUAUGUGAAAAAGUUACGGUGCUAGGAUCAAAUCAGAAAGUUGCAUCUCCUAUGAUAUGUUAAUAUAUGAAGAAAUAGAAAAGGGUUGAUUGAACUAAGUGUUUUGAUGCGGGUAUUAGUGCAUAUUUAUUUAACAAGAAAGAUUUUUAAAUAUAGUAUUUGAUGCAGAAAUUUCUAGUAUAAUGCAAAACAAAGUAAAUUAGUGUUACAACAGUCAAGUUGGUAUGGAAAACCAGACCCGGUCAGUAAUAUGGCUGUAAAUCUAUUGGAAUAAAUCCAUUUUUGCUGCCUUUCACCAAUUGCUAGUCAUAAUUUAGCCAAAUGUUUUCUUACAUUUUAGCCAAGCGGUAUCUGUUUUAGUGUGAAAAUCUAUUCUGAAUCCUUGUGUGGUUGAAUGUGUCAAUUUCUGAUAGGCCAAAUGAAGAAGCCCAGCUUAAAUCCCAUAAGGCAUUACAAAGUCAGAUCGACAUUGAGAAUGCUUGUACUCUCUGCCUUUGCCACAGUGAACAAAUUUUAAAAAUCAAGUUCAGAACAUGUGAUUGUGCCACUUGUUGUCUAGUUUCAGGAAGUUGUGCAACAACUUCCUUGAUAUAGGAACUUGUGCAAAGCCGAGCUGUAUUUCCUAGAAACUGCUUUGCACAGAAAUCUGCACAAGCAAUCUACCCAAUAGAUGGAGCAUAUGCAGUAUGCAUGCUGACACUGAUGAGACCUGAAACUGAGAUAUAAUUGCCUGAGUCUUGCUCUAUAUCCUCAGUCCUGUGGGGGAAUGGGGUUUAAAGUGUCUUAUGAUGAUCCUUGGAUAAAGCUAAACAUCUUUACUUACCUCAAUCUCAUGCCAGCUUUAAUGCCUGGUAAUAAUUGUGUUCUGUGGAGUUCUUUUCUUCAACUCCAAUGAGAAUAAGCUUGAAGUGAAGAAGUUAACUGCAGUUGUUGCUAAAGCACAUCGACAAUCAAAUGUCCUAUCAAUGACCUGCUCACAUGCCCUGUUAAUGCAAUAAACUCAGUUGGUGAUUUACAUAUAUUAGAACUCCAAUCUUGUGGAAAUUUAUAACAAAAAAAUACGAACACUUUGUUGAGGUGUGUAGGCUGUUGGUACAAUUAAUCACUGCAGGACAGUGCUUCUGUAUACUGGAGUCUUCCUACAAUGUUACAGAAGAGAUAGCUAAAAUGGCAGACCUCAUUUAUCUCCUGAGGUACACUGUUUAUUUUGAGACAAAUUGAUUAAUAACAGAUGAAUUUGGUUUAGAAGUUGUACCUUUUUAUGGAGGUUUUUGUUGCUCUGAACUGUGGGAAGGAUAAAUGAGUUUAGGUCAAAACUGCCAAUUGAAGGCUUUCUACUGUAACAGCCCUUAUGGGUGCACAAGCAGCUUUUACAAUUUUUGCUAUCUGCAGUUGGCCUGUGGCAACUCAAAUGUAUGAAAGUGUUGCUAUAAAAUUUGGUGUGCUGAAGUGCAGGCUGCACAAAGACUACUUUGUUAACAUCCUUUAUUCCUGGGUUCCAAGGUAAAUGGAUACUUUAGAUACUUUCUCCCCUCAUUUGGUGUGAAUGUUGUUGCUGGUUUGCAGCAGAUGCUGAACUAGUUUUGAGUUUUAAUUCCUACACUGGUGCUAAAUAUGGGCCUGCCUUUCUAACUGGGGCUUCUAACUUCCAUAUAGUGGAAUAUUUUACUUCUCUCUGUGGCCAUAUUGCCUUGCCUCAGAUGUUCUUCAAAAUGCCUCAUUUGGCAUCCAAUGUCUAAGAUUUAAAUAAUUUUUUACCAUGGACACUUAGAGGCGAUGGUGCCUGAUUUUUGUCUCCAACCUUUUGCCUGUGCCACACAAAGACAAAAGUCUUGGGCCUUAACAUUCAAGAUCUGUCAAGGGCAACUGGUAUUACUUAAAGCUGUGGAAAAACUUUGUUCAAACAUUCAAGGUGGUUUUCUAUCAAGGGUAUUUCUCACUAUUGCAAUCUUUUGAUAUGACUUUGUUGUAGCAGUUUUCUUUUGUUAUUUGUGCCAGUCAUUAUUGUACUAUGAUUGAUUGCUUAUUGUCAGGUAUUUAGACCUUAAAGUUGGCUAUGCUAAUUUAAGGUGGAAGCUUUAUUUAUAUAGUUCUUGAAUCUCUGAUACUUGGAUAUGCAGCUUACCGGCAGGGGAAAAGAUUUGAGUUUUCUCAACUAUGAGUUAUAUAUCUUAAGUAAAUUUUGCUAAAUGUUCUCAUUAAAGUCUUUAAUUAUUUCACCACAUAAUCUUGGUUGUACAAUGUAAAGUUCUACCUUAAAAUGUUUUUUAUAUAAAGAUUGUACAUUAAUGUUUUUCAAUUUUUAAUGUAAUGUUGCUUUACUGACUUUAUACUCUUAUAAGCGCACAUUGUUUUUAUUAAAAUAUACAAUAGAGAUUU